UCACCCUCCUCUUUGCCUAUAAACUUUCACUGCUCUCUACGUAUAUCAUUCAAUCCACCGGCGUCUUUCAAGAAAGCGCCGGACAAAGAGAGGUAAAGGAUGACGAGCGCCGCGCAAAUUCCGACGAGCUUCGGCCAUGAACUUCGAGAAUGUCUUCGUUGCCGCUGGUGAAAACGCACAAUCAGUUUCGAGAAUCACGAAGUGAGAACUGUAGUUUGUUCAAGAUGGAGGAGGAUCAUGAACGUGUCACGGAUUGCACUACCCCUAAUUUAACAGGGCAAAUUAAUAUUUUCCUGGUUGCUACACAGUACACACUUGCAGUCUCAGAAGCCCUAUCAGUCAGAUUUGGAAAGCUACCUUCGAUUUGUUUGUCAACUCUUCCUUUCUCAUAUCAGGUAAGCCUUACCUCUGCCUUUGUAUCUCAGUAA
Lactuca virosa is the source of this 428-nucleotide messenger RNA. The record is from the annotation of a GenBank genome assembly. Lineage: Eukaryota; Viridiplantae; Streptophyta; Magnoliopsida; Asterales; Asteraceae.